AUGGCCGCCUCCACCAUGUCUGUCUGCUCUGACGCUCGCACCAACUCCUCCUGGCAGGUGGACGACUGCCCAGAGAGCUGCUGUGAGCCCUGCGGCUGUGCCCCCAGCUGCUGCCACUGCUGUGCCCCCAGCUGCUGUGCCCCAACCCCUUGCCUCCUCUGCACCCCAGUGAGCUGUGUGUCCAGCCCCUGCUGCCAGUCUUCCUGCUGCACACCCUCAUGCUGCCAGCAGUCUAGCUGCCAGCCAGCUUGCUGCACCUGCUCCCCCUGCCAGCAGCCCUGUGGUGUGACCCUUUGCUGCAAGCCUGUGUGCUGUAUGCCUGUCUGCUGUGGUACUUCCUCCUCAUGCUGCCAGCAGUCUAGCUGUGAGCCCUCUUGCUGCACCUCCUCCCCCUGCCAGCAGCCCUGCGGUGUGACCCUUUGCUGCAGGCCUGUGUGCUGCACACCCAUCUGCUCUGAAUCCUGCUGCCAGCAGUCUAGCUGCCAGUCCUCCUGCUGCCAGCCCUCCUGCUGUGUGCCUGUCUGCUGCAGGCCUGUGUGCUGCACACCCAUCUGCUCUGCCUCCUCCUCCUCCUGCUGCUGCCAGCCCUCCUGCUGUGCUCCUGGGUGCUGCAGGCCUGUGUGCUGCAAGCCCUGCUCCAGCCUGUCCCUGCUGUGCCGCCCUGUGUGCAGACCUGCCUGCUGUGUGCCCACCUCCUCCUGCUGUGCCUCCUCCUGCCAGCCCAGCUGCUGUCGCCCAGCCUCCUGUGUGUCCCUGCUGUGCCGCCCUGCCUGCUCCAGACAGGCCUGCUCUGGAAACAAGUCCAGCUGCUGA
Rattus rattus (black rat) is the source of this 813-nucleotide messenger RNA. Its product is annotated as keratin-associated protein 10-3-like. Gene Ontology annotation, cellular component: keratin filament. The transcript is spliced from 2 exons. Lineage: Eukaryota; Metazoa; Chordata; Mammalia; Rodentia; Muridae. Bases 1 to 813 code for a protein of 270 amino acids. The record is from RefSeq and is a predicted model, not a curated record.